GUUCGCUUCGGAGCCGCUUCAAGUUCUAGUUCUACUCCCACCAGCCCGCUAGCAGGGGCUCAACUCCAAAUCUCCAACAUCUCGUCUCCUCCACGUACACGAAGACUCCAUCUUCCACCGUCUUCUAUCGCCCGGCCGUCAGGUCACGACAUCGCAACCCCGAGUCUCCGCCAAAGUGCGCUUUCGAGAAAAGCAGAGCCCCGUGCCGCCGGCGCAUUCUCCUUCCCCGACGCUCGUUACCCUGUGAGCCGCUUCUUUGACGCAGCAGCGACGACAACCAGCGUCUUUCGGCCCUGCACGCACAUCCCGGCAGAAUUCCCUCACAACAUCGACUCGCGCCGCGAUUGAGCACGCACCCAGCACUGCCCCUCGAGGGCUUUACUUCCCAUCAUGGACAUAGUCAAGGGCCUCCAGAAGCGCAUACCUACAGCGGAGAAUCUGCCGACACUGAAGACGCUGCAGAACACGUCGCUCAAGGAUGUCACUGAGAAAAUAUCGCCACGCGUAUCCUUCCUGAAGAGGCGAGUGCGGAUACGUGGCAACAGCAAGAUCAGCGUGCCCUUAUACAUCGUGCUGCUGUUUCCAGCCAUCGUCGUGAUAGCGAUAUUGACGCUAUUCGUGCGCCAUCCAGACUCGCCUGGCGCGCGACUUAUACCCUCUGGCUCGCCGCCGAGCAUCAGAAAGAUCAGUGAGAAGUACGAUAAGGUCUUCGUGACGGGAUGUCUGGAUCCAAAGAUCACGGCCAAGGAGACACCGCGCGCGAAUGCUGCAUUUGUGGUCCUCGCACGGAACAAGGAGCUGGAUGGUGUCGUUGAGAGUUUGAAGAGCGUGGAGAGGCAUUUCAAUAGAUGGUUCCACUACCCAUAUGUCUUCUUGAACGACGGAGAGUUUAACAGCACAUUCAAAGAGACCGUCACCAACUACACCUCAUCACCUGUGGAGUUCGGUCAGAUUGGCCCUGAGCACUGGGGCUUUCCCAACUGGACCGAUGCCAAUGUGGCAAAGGAGGGCAUUAGAAAGCAAGGCGACCAGGCCAUCAUGUACGGAGGCAUGGAGUCUUACCACCACAUGUGUCGCUUCUACUCUGGCUUCUUCUACAAACACGAGCUACUGCAGAAGUACGAUUGGUACUGGAGAGUAGAGCCGGAGAUCAAAUACUUCUGCGACAUGACAUACGACCCGUUCGUACACAUGGAGCGAAACAAUAAGACGUACGGCUUCACGAUUGCCGUCAAGGAGCUGAAGGAGACUGUGCCGAACAUCUUCAGGUAUGCUUCGGCAUACAAGCGUAAGCACGGAUUGAAGAGCAAAGGCUUGUGGGAGAUGUUCCUCGAACCCAAGGAAGGCUACAACCAAGACGGCACGCCCAAGCCUGGCACCAUACCACCUGACGAGUUGCCGAAAGAAGAUCCUACUUACGCAGAUGGCAAGACGAAACCACUGCCAGAGGACAUCCUGCGAACAGAACCGGGACAAGGAACACUACCCGAGAUCGAUCCCGAAGCAAUGGAAGGCGAGAUAUACAACAUGUGCCAUUUCUGGUCAAAUUUUGAGAUUGCGAGACUGGACUGGUUCCGGAGCAAGGAAUAUGAAGAGUUCUUCCAGAUGAUGGACAAGUCGGGCGGCUUCUGGAUGGAACGGUGGGGCGAUGCGCCAAUUCAUUCGCUUGCAGCAGGUGCACUUCUCUCGCCGAGCGAUAUUCACUACUUCCGUGACUACGGCUACAGACAUACUACAAUUCAGCACUGCCCGGCAAACGCGCCGGCGCGGCAAAUGCCACGAGAACCUUAUCUUGAAUCGACGACAUUGGACGAAAAGGAACGAAAGGAAGAAGACGAAUACUGGGAGAAAUGGGACCCCGAGAAAGAGAAUGGCGUUGGCUGCAGAUGCCGCUGCGACACUGAUGUUGUGGACGUGGAAGGCAAGGAAGGAUCCUGCAUUCCGCAAUGGGUAGACAUCGCAGGAGGUUUCAUUACACCGAGCGGACCAGGCUAGAAGCCCUAACAGAAGCAUCGAGGUAAUGGCAGGAGAAUGAGAGCGACGCUGCAAAAAUAAAACACACUAGACAAGCGACAGGCUCGGAGUUUUGGUGCGUGUGUGCUUCGCGUGCAAGCGGCUAUCAUAUAUGCAUUGGAUCGGUGCGAUGAAGGUUGUGUGUGGCCUUCUUCCCAACAGUCGACUUUGGGUUUGGGAACACUGUACAAGUCACUCUGGAGACCCUUUUUCAACCUUUCAACGAACUAGCUUCAUUGCUCUAAUAUGUGU
This is a messenger RNA of Cercospora beticola, 2265 nucleotides long. RefSeq names its product glycosyltransferase family 15 protein. Lineage: Eukaryota; Fungi; Ascomycota; Dothideomycetes; Mycosphaerellales; Mycosphaerellaceae. Gene Ontology annotation, cellular component: membrane; Golgi apparatus. The record is from RefSeq and is a predicted model, not a curated record. Gene Ontology annotation, molecular function: alpha-1,2-mannosyltransferase activity. Gene Ontology annotation, biological process: cell wall mannoprotein biosynthetic process; protein N-linked glycosylation.